GAAAAACAGAAAUUCAUAGUGAAAAGGUGUGCUGAUAAUGUUUAGGCUUCUAAUGGUGUCUGUGAUCCGGCUCAAGUCUCUUUAUGGCGAUGUUACUAGUCCUCUUUUCCAACAGACAGCAAUCGGCGUCGACAUAGCUCUCUGGCCCGACCUUGAAAUCGAAAUCACCAUAAUCUGCAGCUCCGUCCCAGCCCUUCAUGCAUUCAUCUCGCGCAUCAUCCUCCAGCACCCCUCUUAGGUUACGCGAGCAACACCCAAAGCUGCCUCCAAUCCCACGUCCUCAAGAGUACGAAUAGCGAUGGCAGAGACAACAGGCGGAAGAUCAAUAUGAGAGAGUCGAUUGAGAUAAAGAGGCAUCU
This is a messenger RNA of Hyaloscypha bicolor E, 359 nucleotides long. RefSeq lists its product as uncharacterized. The transcript has 2 exons. Bases 38 to 238 code for a protein of 66 amino acids. Lineage: Eukaryota; Fungi; Ascomycota; Leotiomycetes; Helotiales; Hyaloscyphaceae. The record is from RefSeq and is a predicted model, not a curated record.